Pestalotiopsis fici W106-1 is the source of this 2184-nucleotide messenger RNA. RefSeq lists its product as uncharacterized. Lineage: Eukaryota; Fungi; Ascomycota; Sordariomycetes; Amphisphaeriales; Sporocadaceae. The transcript has 5 exons. The record is from RefSeq and is a predicted model, not a curated record. Bases 1 to 2184 code for a protein of 727 amino acids.
AUGGCGACAACUGAAGCCCCGCCGCCCAUGGGGCUGACACGAUCCCGCACCCUGACAAAUAGCGCGGCCGAGUUUCUCGAGCUUCGGAGUGAUGAGACUAUCGGAGCUGAAUUGGCCGAGCUGUCACCAGAAUUUGUGCCAGAACUGGAUCGAUUCGUCCCGCGUGAUGAGGUACUGCAGCAGGACUACUUUGCCGAGUCACAGAAGCGAGUAGAAAAAUUCAAGGAGACACUGGCACUAUUCCAGAAGAACCUCAUUGACCGAAAAGUCGACAAAAAAUAUGAAAUUGAGAUCAAAGAUGCAAGCUCCUACACCUUGGAAGAUGUUCUCAAGAUUGCAAAGGUUGUCCAGAAAAAGCAUAGCGAUGCAGACCAGGUGCAUAGUUGCAUGGGACGACUUAAAAAGUUCUUCCAUGCCACCGGGAGGAAUGCGACUACGUUCAAAAGGCUUCUCACCUUUGUGCCGGACGAUGUUUAUGGCUCCGUAAUAUGCGGAGGGUUCACUGUCAUUCUUGGUACCUUGGAACGCCUAGAGACUUUGCGCACCGAUAUGUACAUGGCCCUCGAUAAGAUCCCAACAACUCUUGGACGGUUGCAUGAGCUCCUCGACGUACACUAUCAAUCGCCCAAGUUGAAACACUAUGGUGAUGGUCUUUUGGUUGCCGUGUUUGUUCUCUUGGAGCUCAUCGUCAGAGAGUUAUCAGGAAGCGCAGCGAAAAAGAUAUUCAAAGCCCCAUUUCGCGGUGGUCGGUACGGCUACACAAUUGAUGAGGCAAUCAAGUCUCUCGAGGAAGCCGUGAGAGAAUUCGAGAUUGAAGCAAGGAUCUGUGAUUCUCAGCGCCUAGGUCAAGUGGACAUUGUGACAAGGAGAACAUUAUUGACUGCUGCGCGCGUCGAAACAGAGACAAAGAAGACAGAACAGGGACAAGUUCUUUUGACCGCUGACUAUCACCUAGAUCUCACAAACUUUGCAAGUCGGCAAGAACACUUUGCGCAGCAAUUCAGAGAAGACCAAGCCGCCGAUAGUCAGAAGAUCUUGGCGAGUACGGAAGAACUACGUGACCAGAUAAAACAAAGCCAAAUUGAGCACCAAAGACACGGUGCUCAAGUACAUCAGGUUUUCUAUUGUUUCCUGACGUCUAGUCCGUCGUUCGACUCCAAGACUGGUACUCUGGACCGAUAUCAGGCUCAGCGACGUCUGAUACGGGAGCUCACUCCUGGCUCCUCGUUUGAAGUCGAUGACAAAGAGUCUGGGCCGAUGCCUUUUAGCGAGACAGCAAAGGCUUUAGUUGACUCGUGGAAUAAAGUCACGGGAAAUGCAAAACAGGUCGCAGAAAAUGAUCUGCAACAGGCAAUAGGAGAGAUCACUGCAAAGGAGCAUGAACCGGCAGAGCAUAUUCGUGUAGAGCACGACCGUGUCGGCUACAUUCUCACCUCUGCAGAAUUGAUGGCCUGGCUUCUGGCUGCCGAGUCUUCUCUUCUGGUAGUACAGAGCAAUUCGGAAACUGGAGAAGAGCAUACAUCUUCUUCUUAUAGUUCUGCACUACUUGUCGGCGUUAUUCAGAAGAUCAACCAAUUUCCCGUGCUCCAUCAUUUCUCAGCAACACGCGCCGCCGCACCAGACGACCGGAAGCUGAGGGGAGCAGCCGGCCUUUAUAUCUCUCUAAUUACGCAGUUGUUGGAUCAUCUCCAAAGCCAAGGUCACAAUGUGGAACUUGAUUUUCUAGAAAGGGUCAUCCGCCAUCUCAAGAAAGGCGAGCGAAAAACUCGACAACUUCGUCGGACCUUCCAAGAGCUGGUUGACAGGCUUCCAAUUGGGUCAGGACUCUUCAUCAUCGUGGAUUCGCUUUGGAAGCUGCAGGACUCUGAGAGCGAUGAAGAAGUGGAACAUUUACUGAAAUUGGUCAAGAGUGACGCAAGGCAAAUCAAAUUGUUUGUGACAGACGCAUUGUCAUUGCGCAUAAUCGACCCUCUCACGGCUUGGAUGAAGAAAACUCAACGCCGCGCGGAAAAGAAGGACCUUGCUACACCAAAGGAGAGAGUUUGUGUAUUGGAACCUCCUGAUGAUGUGGAUGGCUGCCACACCGACUUUAAUGUUGCUUGGAUCAAGGAAGAACUCCAAGGUUCAGUGGAGAAAGCGAACCUGUCACGGUCUGGAUCUUCUGUUGGCAGUGGUGGAGUCUAA